Penicillium verhagenii is the source of this 1458-nucleotide messenger RNA. RefSeq names its product FMN-dependent alpha-hydroxy acid dehydrogenase. The record is from RefSeq and is a predicted model, not a curated record. The transcript has 5 exons. NCBI's taxonomy places the organism in Eukaryota, Fungi, Ascomycota, Eurotiomycetes, Eurotiales, Aspergillaceae. Bases 1 to 1458 code for a protein of 485 amino acids. Gene Ontology annotation, molecular function: heme binding; oxidoreductase activity.
AUGGGGAAAGUAUUUGAUGCUGCCGAAGUGGCCAAACACAACAACAGCAAGAGCUGUUGGGUCAUUCUAUAUGGCAAGGUGUACGAUGUGACCGACUUUGUGGCUGAACACCCCGGAGGUGCAAAUGUCAUCCUCAGGCUAGCAGGCAAAGAUGCGACUGAAAAAUUCGAUCCUGUUCACCCGGCGGGUACUCUGGAAGACAAUCUGAAGCCCGAGUCACUUCUUGGUACCGUUGACCUAAAGACCCUACCUAAGAAUGAGUCAUCAUCCACAGCUUUACAGAAAGUCGAUGACCACCCCUCUGUCAACACGCUUUUAAAUAUGGACGAAAUCGAAGCAUUGGCCACAGCGAAGCUCAGCAAGAAGGCAUGGGCGUACUACUACUCUGCUGCCGACGACCUGAUCUCCAAGCGAUUCAAUACGGAAGCAUUCCGCUCCAUUCUACUCCGCCCAAGAAUCUUCAUUGACUGCGCAAAAUGCAGUCUUGAGACAAAACUACUUGGCAACGACGUCUCAAUGCCUAUAUACGUCUCCCCAGCAGCCCAAGCACGUCUGGGUCAUCCAUCCGGCGAAGCAGGAAUUGCCGAGGCAUGUCGCAGCUUUGGCGCGUUACAGAUCAUCUCCCACAGCGCCUCGAUGACACCGGAAGAGAUUGUUGCCAAUGCGUCCCCGGAGCAGGUAUUCGGCUGGCAGCUAUAUGUGCAAGAGGAUCGAACAAAAAGUGAGCGCUUGAUUGCUCGGGUCAACAAACUGGCUGCUAUCAAGUUCUUGGUUUUAACGCUAGAUACGCCGGUGAUGGGCAAGCGGGAAGACGACCAACGUGGCGGUAAUGUGAUUGAUGAGAUUACCACUGAAGAUCUGGGAACCCCGGAAGAAGCGGCAAAAGCUCGAGAGAAGAAGGUUUUCGCUGGGAUGGAUCCCACUCUGACAUGGACGGAGACGCUGGGAUGGUUGGCAAAACACACCAGUCUUCCUAUUAUUCUUAAGGGUGUUCAGACUCAUGAGGAUGCCUACAUCGCUUCUUUGCAUAGACCCCAAGUGAAGGCCAUAAUUCUGUCAAAUCAUGGCGGCAGGUCUCUGGACACUUCUCCCCCGGUCGUGCACACCCUUCUUGAAAUGCGAAAAUACUGCCCCGAAGUCUUCGACAAACUGGAAGUCUGGGUUGAUGGAGGAAUAAGGAGAGGUACCGACGUGGUCAAGGCGAUUUGCCUAGGUGCUAAGGGCGUCGGUAUUGGGCGACCUGCCUUAUUUGGUUUAUCUGCUGGGGGGGUUGAUGGUGUGAAGAGAGUGCUGCAGAUCCUAGCCGAUGAGACCAAGACUUGUAUGAGACUCCUGGGCGUGGAGAGGGUCGACCAACUUGGAAUGCAACAUAUCAAUACCCGGCUAGUAGAACAACAGAUCUUUGAUGGGCCAUCUAACCUUGCAGCUUGUCGGGCAGCUCACUUGUCCAAGCUUUAG